AUGGAUAUGCAUCACGGAAUGCAUAACGGGGGUUAUAGCUCUCCACACCAGAGCUUAGAAGAUAUGCCAAUGCCUGGUCACUUCCCCGAUACCCCAGACAUCGACGAUUUUGAAGAUCUCGACACCCGCUUCAGCAGGCUUGGUCUUGAUAGUAGCCUCUCCCGAGGGGCCCAGCUUAAUGAGAGCACAUACGAGGGAUGGACACUGUAUCGUGGAGAGCCGAAAACGCCUGGUGGAGAAAGAACCUGGGCCACUGCAACCAUCUGCAAGAUGCCUCUUCCCCAGGCAGAAUUAAUCGACCUGGUUCAUAAACAAAAGCGCCAGUCCGUCACAGAAGCAUAUAAUGAGCUGACCCUGGUUAAGCGGCAACACAUUGAUAACCUCAUCGAGCAGAGGAAGCAAGAGUGCAAUGAUCCAAAAUACGACUGGAUCUGCGUUUAUAUCAAUUCCACCACUCGAGAUGUGCGGUCUACUUUUGGUCCUAAGAAGGCUUUGACGAUAUCAAUAGCCAUUGUUCUCUGCAAGCAGCUAAAGCCGGAAAUACUUAGAGCCCGUCGCGCUGCGCAAAUUAUAAAGGAGAAAAGGGCUAGGGAUACUGCUAGACAUGACAUAAGUAUGGGGCGUGCGGAGUUUGCUGAUCCACCCCGCGGUCCUUUUCAACCAUCUGGUCUUGGAUUAAACCUUUCUGAUGCCCAGAAACUUCCGAAUCCCCAGAAACGUCCACCAGCAAACACCCAACAUAACCUUCCACUUCACUCGCAGAGCAAACCUACACCUUACCAACACCAGCCUCAGCCCCCACCAUAUCUUCCACAGGGACAUCCACAGGACCAUCCACACCCGCAUCAUGGGCAGCACCCAUUUAACCCUAAUUCCCACAACCCAGGCCAGAGUCAUCUUACCCACGCCCCUCCAACAAACCAUGAACUUCGGAUGAUGGGAAAAAUUCCUUUCCAAGGAGCUUUACAUCCUGAACAUGGACAAGAACCCCCCCCUGAGGAGUUCGGGCCUCCCCAUUAUCCACGUCAGAUGAUGCAGCAGGAGAUACCACAUGUUACUCCAGGAAACCAUCAACAAGACCGGAAGAUACUUCCUGAAAUGAUUCAGAUUCCACCACCCCCGAUUGGAUCACAUCAAUCACAACCUCGCCUUCUACCAGCUCCACACGAUGCUCAUCCAGACCCUCGAUAUCACCAACUUCGUCCCGGUGCUCAAGGUUUAAAUGAGGUUCCUAUGCCACUCCGUCAACGCCAUCCUGGGUAUUUAGAGGAGCCACACAAUACCCAAGCUUAUAGCCAGGCACUUUUUGAUCCAAACCAGCAUCAUCCUGGGAAUGAAAAUGUAUAUAAAGAUUCUCAAAUGGUGAAUCAGGAACCUCAGUCAACUCAUCCUCAACGAUCUCGACACAGAGCUGAAGAAGUACCCAAUAUUCAAAUGCCGACUCGGGACUACCAGCAUCAUAGCCAGCGCUAUGCUAGACAGGAACAGCCAUCAGCGGCUACCCAUGAACCGAAGCAGCCUCAUAACAAACAGCACAAGAAAAAGAAACCCCCUCCAAAGAUUGUCAAUUCAGAAAAAGCCAGGAGGGAGCAGGAGAUUGUGGAAAAGUGGCUGGAAGAAGAUAGUGAACCUUCGGACUAUGAUUCAUAUCUGUUUGAUCCAGAAAAUGCAAGCUCCGUCACAGAUGACUCUUUCUCUUUUGGAGAAUAUGAUAACUGUGAUUAUCCUCCUGACGACGAUACCCGUCGCCAUUGUUCCAAUAAGAACCGGAGGAACCAGAGCCGUGAGAAGAGCAAAAGCAGUGACCGUAACGGCCAUCGAAAGCAUCGUCACUCUCUUGGGUAUCGCAUUCACGUCCGCCCAUCCGAAAAGACCUCUUAUCCUAUUGAGCUACCCAGACCCAGGGGAUCGCAAUAUCCCUCAGGGUCCGUUGAAAUUCAACCAUUCAGCAGCACACAUAAACGUCCUGGAAAACUAGCUCGGUCUGAGACCGUCUCUUAUCCCUCCAGACGUCAUAAGGUGUACUCUCACGAAAAAGGCCCACGAAAACCUAGCCCUGAUCGCCUUUCUCCCGCUGAGUUAGCCUGGGGACUGGAACUGCGAGAGAAAGAGAGGGCUCAUCAACGAUACUUGGAGGGCCAGUUGUCGAUUGAGAGAGAGGUUGAGGCUCGCCUUCUAGCUGAAAGCUUGGCUAGGGGUAGUCCUGACCAGGCACAGACUACUCAGCUUGAAGGAUACACCCCCCAGCGUGUACUGGAUACGUACGAGAAGUAUGAUCGAAUGAAGCGGCUUGAUGGCAAUCGGAGGCAGUCAUACAUGGAACAGCAGCACCUAAGGGAUAAUCCAAAAGAUUACUUAUCUCAUGAGCGCCUCUUCAGAAAAUAG
Molecule: messenger RNA, 2385 nt
Organism: Trichophyton rubrum CBS 118892
Lineage: Eukaryota; Fungi; Ascomycota; Eurotiomycetes; Onygenales; Arthrodermataceae
Exons: 1
Coding region: 1-2385 (794 amino acids)
Source: RefSeq, a predicted model, not a curated record